CCUUUCCUCCCCGAGAAGCCGCUGCUGCUACAGCCGCCAUCAUGGGAAUAGAUAUCCGUCACAACAAGGACCGCAAGGUGCGGCGAAAGGAGCCCAAGAGCCAGGAUAUCUAUCUGAGGCUUUUAGUAAAGCUUUAUCGAUUCUUGGCUCGUCGUACCAACUCCAGUUUCAACCGGGUGGUUCUGAAGCGUCUGUUCAUGAGCCGAACCAACAGGCCACCCCUAUCUAUGUCCCGUCUUAUUCGCAAAAUGAAAUUGCAAGGACGUGAAAACAAGACUGCAGUGGUGGUGGGCUGUAUCACAGAUGAUGUCAGGAUCCAUGAUAUCCCCAAACUGAAGGUGUGCGCACUUAAAAUAACCAGCGGAGCACGUAGCCGAAUCCUGAAGUCUGGGGGUCAGAUUAUGACGUUUGAUCAGCUCGCCCUUGCGGCCCCUAAAGGCCAGAACACUGUUCUUCUUUCAGGACCUCGUAAGGCCCGUGAAGUAUACAGACACUUUGGGAAGGCACCUGGUACUCCACACAGUCGCACUAAGCCUUAUGUGCUCUCCAAGGGUAGAAAGUUUGAGCGCGCCAGAGGACGCAGAGCCAGCAGAGGAUACAAGAACUAAAUUCACUGUUUAUGCUUUAUACUCAAUAAAGUUCUUUGGACU
Molecule: messenger RNA, 650 nt
Organism: Xenopus laevis (African clawed frog)
Lineage: Eukaryota; Metazoa; Chordata; Amphibia; Anura; Pipidae
Gene: rpl18.L
Product: ribosomal protein L18 L homeolog
Biological process (GO): translation
Cellular component (GO): cytosol; rough endoplasmic reticulum; cytoplasm
Molecular function (GO): structural constituent of ribosome; RNA binding
Source: RefSeq, marked provisional